UCUUUUCUGAUGCACAUGCGCAGUUUUUUGGUCUACCUUGGACAGCUGUAGGAGAAAAUGGCAGCGUUCAUGCUAGGACAGCAGGCUCGCCAGCUCAGCACAUCUGUGAUCAGACCUGUUGCAAAGCUGGUUAGGCCUCCCAUCCAGAUCUAUGGAGUGGAGGGCCGCUAUGCCACUGCUUUGUUCUCUGCCGCCAGCAAGCAGAACAAACUGGACCAAGUUGAACAGGAGUUGGGGAAAGUGUCUGUCCUGAUCAAGGACCCCAAGACGGCUGGUAUUGUAUUGAACCCACAUGUCAAGCGCAGCAUCAAACAGAAAGUCUUCAGUGAUUCUCUUGCAAAGGCUAAGCUCUCCCCUUUAACUGUCAAUCUCAUCAAUGUUUUGGCUGAUAAUGGUCGUCUUACUCUAACUGCCGAUGUUAUUGGAGCCUUUGGCAAGAUGAUGAGUGCUCACCGUGGAGAGGUCCUCUGUUCAGUCACUACUGCUCAGCCUCUCGAUGAAGCUAAUCUGGCUGACCUGAAAGUGGCUCUUAAAGGUUUUCUACAGAAGGGAGAGACUAUCAAGCUGGAAACAAAGACAGACUCGUCCAUUCUGGGUGGCAUGAUCAUCAGUAUUGGAGACAAGUACGUGGACAUGUCAACUAAGACAAAGAUCCAGAAGUUGACUCGGCUGAUCAGGGAGACUUAAGUCCUGUGGACUCCACUUUGCGAUGAAGACCAUUGGGGGGAAACGCCGAGAAACAAAUAUUACUACUUGUCCUAGCCCUGCGAUUACUCCAUCAAUCCAAUGUCUGUUCUUAAAUUGAUAUACAUGUUAAUAAAAACUUCAAAAAAUGA
Oryzias latipes (Japanese medaka) is the source of this 836-nucleotide messenger RNA. RefSeq names its product ATP synthase peripheral stalk subunit OSCP (gene atp5po). Gene Ontology annotation, biological process: proton motive force-driven ATP synthesis. Gene Ontology annotation, molecular function: proton-transporting ATP synthase activity, rotational mechanism. Lineage: Eukaryota; Metazoa; Chordata; Actinopteri; Beloniformes; Adrianichthyidae. The record is from RefSeq and is a predicted model, not a curated record.